Messenger RNA from Cordyceps militaris CM01, 1596 nucleotides. RefSeq names its product Major facilitator superfamily transporter. NCBI's taxonomy places the organism in Eukaryota, Fungi, Ascomycota, Sordariomycetes, Hypocreales, Cordycipitaceae. Gene Ontology annotation, molecular function: transmembrane transporter activity. The transcript is spliced from 4 exons. Gene Ontology annotation, biological process: transmembrane transport. The record is from RefSeq and is a predicted model, not a curated record. The coding region runs from base 1 to 1596 and encodes 531 amino acids.
AUGUCGCUCCCCGCCACCGACCAUGACGCUGCUGCUGCCAGCUGGCCGCCGGGCACUGUGAAAUUCGAACAAGGCGACUUCAAGGGCCUCCUCCUCCAUCCCACCCCAACCGCGGAUCCAAACGACCCCCUCAACUGGUCCCCGGCGCGCAAGGCCGUCAACUUUGGCCUCGUCUGCCUCUACACGCUCCUCACCUUUGUCCAGCUCGACGUCGGCUUCACCGCCUGGGACCAGUACUUUGACGAGCUCGGCUUCAGCGACGGCACGCUCAACGGCUCCGCCGCCGCCAACUACCUCGGGCUCGCCCUCGGCUGCGUCGCCUUUGUCCCGCUCGUCCACAAGCUCGGCCGCCGGCCCGUCUACCUCGCGAGCGCCGCCCUCCAGCUCGGCUCCUGCGUCUGGGCCGCCCGCACCCGCACCGUCGCCGACCUCUACGCCAGCAACGUCCUCUCCGGCGUCGGCGGCGCCAUCAGCGAGACCAUUGUGCAAAUCACCAUUGCCGACCUCUUCUUCGUCCACCAGCACGCCACCGUCAACGGCCUCGCCCUGCUCGCCACCUUUACCGGCGCCUACCUCGGCCCCGUCGCCUCGGGCUAUGUCGUCCAGAACCAGGGCUGGCGCUGGGUCUGGUGGUGGUGCACCAUCCUGUUUGGCAUCAACCUGCUCCUCGUCCUCUUCUUCUUCGAGGAGACAAAGUAUACGUUUGCUGGCUGGCACUCGGGAGGCACCUCGGAAAACCUCGUGGCCGACACCCCGGAUUCCGACUCACUGGAGCCCGAGCUGGGAGGAGAAGCAAGUGUGCACACCAUCGAUUCGUCCAUCCCCAUCAAGUCGUACCGACAGCGACUUGCCCUCUUGACCGUAACCAGCGGAUCAAUCCUGCACGACAUCUACGAGCCCCUCGUCAUCCUCGUCACCUUUCCCGCCAUCACGUACACGGCGCUCGCCUACGGUGUUUUGCUGGCCUGGUUCGCCGCCCUCAUCUCCGUCCAGGCGACGUACAUGUUCGAUCCGCCCUACAACUUCACCUCCAUCGGCGUCGGCCUGAUGAACAUUGCACCUUUUAUCGCCUCCAUUCCCGGCGUCUGGAUCGGGGGCUACCUCAACGACAAGAUGAUCGUGUGGCUCGCGCACCGGAACCACGGAAUCUACGAGCCCGAAAUGCGCCUGUGGAUGAUACUUCCACUGGCGCUCAUUGCGCCCGCCGGUAUACUCCUCUUUGGACUGGGACUUGACAAUGGCGUUUCUUGGCCAGUCCUGGCUGUCGGAUUCGGCAUGUACGGAUUCUGCCUCACUGCUGGCGGCGUCAUUUCACUGGCGUACGCCAUGGACUGCUAUCAUGAUGUCAUUGGCAACGCGCUCGUCGGCGUCACCCUCAUCCGAAACCUACUUACCGUCGGCAUUUUAUUUGCCCUGACCGCCUGGCUCGAUGGCAUGGGCAUUCGGGACACGCACAUCAUCAUCGCUGUGCUGGCAGCCGUCAUUCUUGUCGGCCCCGUCGCUCUCCUCAUUUGGGGCAAGAAGGCCCGGAUCAGGACUGCCGCGGCAUACCGACGAAUGGCCAUGCGCCAGCCAACAAGGCGAAACAAACACUAG